AUGGAGAAAGACGAGGUAGAUGAGACUAGGUUAUCUCUUUCGUUGAGUUCGCCGGGUGGUGUAGAUGUCGCUGGCUCCGGCCUUAAUGUUGUCGAUGGCAACAAGAAGAAAUGGGAAACGAAGAUCAAGGAUGUGGAUUUCUUUAGGAUUAUGAGAGAGGACACCUUCUUAGCAAGCAUGAACGCUGAUGUUGAGACAUAUUUGUCCCAACAUCCUUCCGCGGGGGCUCUCAGUAUUGUUCAGUCUUCACAAACACUUGAUGGAUCGACCUUAAAAUGUGCUGCUCCAGAUUGCCAAUGGUGUGUGCAUGCAUCCAAAGAUGAAAAUGUUGACACCUUCUGUGUGAAGACAAUUCAAGCAACGCAUAGUUGCUGUGGAGGCACUGGUACAACGACAUACCCUAAAGCAAGUAAAAAAUGGGAUCAUGCUGUUCGCCAAACAUAUAAGCGUGCUUGGAUGGGGAAUGAGGUUACACGGGCUGCCAUUCAUGGUAACAAGGUUAGUAGCUAUGGUUUGUUUCUCUGGUAUAUGAACAAAGUGUCGGAGAUGAAUCCUGACAAUUUUAUAAUCAUUGAGAAUGACGGUGAGCAAUUUAAAAGUGCUUUCUUCUCUUUUUGGGCUUGUUUGUUGCGGUUCAAGCAGGGCUGCAGACCAUUGCUUUUUGUUGACGAAACUCAUUUGCUUGGCAAGUAUGGCGGAAUUUUGUUAGGGGAAAUAGACAAAGAUGGCAAUGAGGGUAUCUUCCAUGUAGCAUUUGUUGUUGUUGACAACGAAAUAGAUGAUAAUUGGGCUUGGUUUCUUGCUAAUCUUGGGAAGGUAUUGUACGGUGAAGAUGAUUAUGAGGAAGUUAUUACAUUCAUCUCAGAUCGGUCCAAGGGUCUUAUCAAAGUAGUUAUGCGCGUGUUCACUACAUCGCCGCAUAGUUAUUGUCUGCGCCAUUUGGAGGACAACUUCAUAAAGGCUAACGACAGGCUCGGGAAAUCAUUAAAAGAACAGUGUUGGGUAGUAAUCAUGAAAAUUACGUACGCAUACAUAUCAAAAGAGUUUAACGAUGAAGUUAGUGAAUUUGCAGCUAUAUUGGCCAAUGUACAUGAUUGGUUGUUAACACAAGCUCAACAUUGA
Dioscorea cayenensis subsp. rotundata (Guinea yam) is the source of this 1122-nucleotide messenger RNA. RefSeq lists its product as uncharacterized. The transcript is spliced from 4 exons. Lineage: Eukaryota; Viridiplantae; Streptophyta; Magnoliopsida; Dioscoreales; Dioscoreaceae. The record is from RefSeq and is a predicted model, not a curated record. Bases 1 to 1122 code for a protein of 373 amino acids.